AUGACCUAUCGUCUAACCCACAGAAGUCUGGCUGGCAGCAUCGCUGAUCUAAGUGAUAUUGCAGAAGAGUUCCUCAUAUGUCCGAUAUGCUCCGAAGAUUUUAGUGAUCCUCGCACGCUUUCUUGCCUUCAUUCUUUCUGCCAUGACUGUAUCUCUGAACAUAUUCUCCAGAGUACGCAUGACCAACGCCCACCCAAAUCAUUUAGCUGUCCCGUCUGCAAACGUGUUAUCGAUGGACCGAUUCAUGUUCCGGUUGAGUCUUGGGCAAAUGUCUUGCCUGUCAAUAAUUUUAUCAAUGGAUUAUUGGAUGCCGCAAAACUGCGCGCAGAAGACAGAAGAUGUGAUACUUGUCUACAUCGAAACCGGAAGGUACUCGCUAAUUUCUGGUGUGAUGAUUGCAGUGAGGCUUUAUGCCAUGAAUGUCAUGAAGUCCAUGGUAGCAUGAAGUUUACACAGUCCCAUCAAGUAGUUGAGAUUGAAAACAUAAAACAACAUCCCUUCAAGAGCACCACAAUACAUGCAGUCUGUCCAGAUCACAAUGGGAAAUUUCUUGAUUUCUAUUGCGAUGACCAUGGGACCAUUCUUUGUGCCACCUGUGUGACAGUCAACCACAGACAAUGUUCGAGCGUCAAGACGUGUAACGAGGCAGCAGCUGAACAUAAAGACGAGAGUCGUGCCUUGAUAGAGAAUUUGAAGCAUCAGACGGAUUGGUCAGUCCGAAUCAUGGACAAUCGCAAGCACUGUGUUGAAUCGCUUGAAGAUGCAGCCAAACACGUGAGGAACCAAAUAGCAAAUAUUAGAAAACAAAUAAACGACGUACUAGAUGCUCAAGAAAACCGCAUCAUAGAAGAACUUGAAGACCUGAAAAGGAUAGAAAUGGAAAUUUUAGAGACAGAGAAAGAGACAUGUAAAGGCAUCAUUAGCACAACACGAAAUUCUGCAGCACUUCUGAAAAACGCCCUUAAACAUGGUACGGAUACCGACCUGCUAUCCUGCAUUGCGCAAAUAAAGAAGGAAACACGCAUUAGCGAGAAAACAUUGAAGAACAUUUCGAACCAACUUAAGGACGUCUAUGUCGAUUUUAAACCAGACAAAAAUUUACCAACUGUUCUGCAACAGUUAAAGGAGCUGGGAAGUUUUGCUGUGGCCCGACAAAGCAUUCUUAUUCCGCCAUCGUACGCGGUUCGAGCGGACACAAUUCUGAUGACCGAAGUCAAGGAAGAUGUCGAACACGAACGUCGCCCUACGAUUGAAAAAGAGGAUUACCAAAGACAGAAAGAGACCGUCAUUCAGGAUCUGAGGGAUUUCAAGAACCUUGUUCUUCCACCAAUCGUGAAUACCCCGGUAUCCUCCACGCCACAGAAAUUAAGUACAUAUCGUAGCGCUAGGAAACAGAGAUCCUCUACUGUCCGAAUAGCUACUCUCGACAGCACAUUCCGUGGACAAACACCGAAUGACCGAGAAAACUGUUCCCUCACCGGGGCAGUAUUUAUUGGAAAUGGUCGAAUUAUUCUUGUUGACCAAGUUCACAGAAAACUUAAGCUCUUUGAUCAUCAGUACAAAUGGAUAGCUGAGAAAGUAUUAUCAGUCAGACCUUACGAUGUUGCUAGUUGCAGUGGAACUGAAGUUGCUGUCACUCUACCAAAAGAAAAGAGAGUUUUACUAUUUUCCGUAAGAGAUUCCGAUAUUUCUCUAACUGGGGGUUUUCAAACUGGAGCAAAAUGUUUUGGCAUUGGAUGUACUCAAGAUUUAUUUGCCAUUUCAUGCUACACUUCCCCUCCGUCCGUAAAGAUCAUGACGCGCGAUGGACGCGAACUUCAUGUUUUCAAGCAAGAUCAGUUUGGGCAGGAUCUGUUUUUCUUCCCCGAUUACGUCACAGUCGACAAGGAAGGAAAGAACCUCUAUGUAACUGACAAGUAUAAGAAAUCUGUGAUAUCCCUGACAACCAAAGGGGAGAAGCGAUGGGAGGUUCGAUACCACCACUUGAAAGGGGCACGAGGAGUCGCUGUUCAUGGAACACGUGUUUUUGUCGCAGGAAAUCGCUCACACAAUAUUCUUGAAAUGUCCACUGAAGGGGAAAUAAUUGGAGCCAUAGUAAUUGACGGUGUCAACAAUCCUCAUAAGUUGUGUGUCAGCCCCGGUGGGGACCGACUACUCGUUACUCAGCAUCACUUGACCUUGCCCAAGGGCGAGAAGAAUAUUGUGAAAAUUUUCAAAUUACCGAAGAGAAAAAUAUAACAUAUUUACUUGAAUUU
Messenger RNA from Saccostrea echinata, 2255 nucleotides. RefSeq names its product E3 ubiquitin-protein ligase Midline-1-like. Gene Ontology annotation, cellular component: nucleoplasm; chromatin. The transcript has a single exon. The record is from RefSeq and is a predicted model, not a curated record. The coding region runs from base 1 to 2238 and encodes 745 amino acids. NCBI's taxonomy places the organism in Eukaryota, Metazoa, Mollusca, Bivalvia, Ostreida, Ostreidae. Gene Ontology annotation, molecular function: ubiquitin-protein transferase activity; zinc ion binding. Gene Ontology annotation, biological process: positive regulation of DNA-templated transcription.